GAACGGAACUAGUGUAGUAGGUACCAUGUCUGGGGACUGUCGAAGGUUAUUAUAGGUCAGAGACGUUGCUGAUUCACGAAUGUUAAUCAAGUUUAGUAGGUAUACUCCAUUUAUAUUACGACCCUACUUUAUAAACUGUUAGAGAAAUUAGUUACAAAGCAAACACGUGAGCAAAUUGUUAAGCGUGUAGUACGCGCAAUGGUAAAUUGACUGUUAUUAAAGUAACGACAAUGAAUGGCAGUGCACGUUUCGCUAGACGAAGUUCUACGCAAACAAAUACCGUUCCAAAAAAAAAGAAAAACCAGAUCUACACGUUGUUGUGGAGCUGUUGCUUAUUUUUCGCGAUUUUGUGCGCGUGUUUACUGGCGGCGUUAGUGCUAAUCGGAAAAUCUUUAUACUUAAAACGUAGUGUGUUCGUGGAAGAUGUGCCGAUAGCAAAAAAUGUCAUCAAUUUUCGGUUACCGAACGACACAGUGCCAAUUCACUAUGACCUAACCUUCGAACCAAACCUCCAAAAUGGAACUUUUGAUGGACACAUUAACAUAACUUUAAAAAUUGAAAGGGCAAGAAGAAGUGUGGUUGUUCAUAGCAAAAACUUAACAAUCGAUCAUGUGAAGUUACUUCGGCCAAAUAGUUCUGCAGGGCUGACCAUAACUAAUUUGGACAUUAACGAAGAUUUGGAGACCAUAACUGCCAACACAAGCGAGGAGCUCUUGGCGGGUACCUACUACUUAUAUUUUAAGUUUAAAGGAAGCAUGUUAAACAAGUUGGUGGGCCUUUACAAAAGUGUUUAUACAGACUCUCUAUCAAAUGAGACCAGACCUAUCGCCACUUCAAAGUUUGAACCGACCUAUGCCCGCCAAGCUUUUCCAUGUUUCGAUGAACCAAAUAUGAAAGCCAAAUACACCGUCAAUAUUUUAAGACCAAAUGUUGACAACUACAUUGCGUUAUCGAAUAUGCCUCAAAAAGGGGAAACUCCAACGGAGAAUGGUGUUAUGGUUCACUUCGCGGAGAGCAAAUACAUGUCCACCUAUUUAUCUUGCUUUAUAGUGUGCGAUUUUAUCAGUAACAAUGGUGUAAUUAAGUCGGAAGGCGGAGAACUUAUUCCAUUGAGAGUGUUUUCGACCCCCGCCCAAAUCAACAAGACUGCGUUUGCAUUAGAUGUCGGAUCGAGCGUAAUGGAAUACUUCAUCAAGUACUUUGGUAUUCCUUACCCGCUUCCCAAGCUAGAUUUAAUUGCAAUUCCCGAUUUUAUCUCAGGCGCCAUGGAGCAUUGGGGUUUAGUUACAUUUAGAGAAACUGCUUUGCUGUUUGACAACAAAAUAAGCUCGGCAAAAAAUAUGCAGCGCGUGGCUAGUGUAAUUGCGCACGAAUUAGCUCACAGUUGGUUCGGAAAUUUGGUGACGAUGAAUUGGUGGAAUGACUUAUGGUUAAAUGAGGGAUUUGCGUCCUACAUACAAUUUAAAGGCGUUAAUUUCCGAUUUAAAGACUGGCAAAUGAUGGAUCAAUUUUUGAUCGAUACUUUACAUUCAGUUAUGUCAACAGAUGCAACUCCUGCAUCACAUCCCAUAGUAAAAACCGUAGAAACUCCCGAUCAAAUUACCGAAAUUUUUGAUGCCAUCACUUACAACAAAGGGGCGUCGGUGCUUAGAAUGCUAGAUCACGCUAUCUCCGAAAAAGUAUUCCAAAAGGGGGUGACAAAUUACCUACUAGCACAUAAGUGGGGAAACGCCGUUACGCAAGACUUGUGGGACGAAUUACAAAAACUGGUACCAGAAACAACAAAUAUUACUGAUAUCAUGAGCACUUGGACUGUUCAAAUGGGAUAUCCUAUAGUGACAGUAAAUGAAAAUAAUGAUACCUACGUUUUGACUCAGAAACGGUUUUUAAAAGAUUAUUCGAAACCUGGAAAUGUCAGUUCGAUAUAUGGGUAUAAGUGGAGCAUUCCUAUCACAUACAUUACCGAUAAAGGCAUUAGUCAGACGAAUACAAUUUGGUUUAAACACGACCAGUCUAACCUAAAAAUAAAAAAGCCUGAAGGAAUACGUUGGAUCAAAUUUAAUCACAACCAAGUAGGCUAUUAUAGAGUUAACUACAGCCCAGCUUAUUGGAAUGUACUUGCUAAAAAUAUAAAGGACAUGACCAUAUCUGAUAAAACACAUUUGAUUGAAGAAUCGUUCAGUAUUGCCGAAAGUGGAGAUUUGUCAUACAGUAUUCCAUUGGAAUUAACAAAGUACUUAGAAAACGAGACUAAUUACAUUCCUUGGAGCGUCGCUUCUUCAAAAUUAGGAGGUCUGAAGAAGUAUCUCGUCGAUACAUUGGAUUUUCCACACUAUAGCCGAUACAUGCUUAAUUUGGUUGAACCCGCCUAUGUCGCUUUAGGAUGGAACGAGAAACCAGAAGAUUCGCACUUAACGAGGAGAGCUCGAGUCAUUAUCUUAAAUUUUGCGUGCGAAAACGGCCAUGCGGAAUGCCUAAAAGUUGCAAAAACUAAGUUUCUUUCAUGGCUCAACGAUCCGGCCAAUAACCCAUUAUCGCAAAAUUUACGUGGAAUUAUUUACUAUCACGGUUUAAAAAAUGCUGGUCAAGAAGAAUGGUUUAAGUUACUGGAAUUACUCAAAAAGGAAAUUGACGCCAAUGAAAAGUUGAACAUGCUUCACGCCCUGGCGGGAGUUAAAGAAGCGUGGCUUUUACACCAUUUAAUUCAACUAGGAACCAUAGAGGGUCAAAACCAAGUCAUCAGGGGCCAAGAUUACUUUACUGUUUUACAGUCCAUUGCAGAAAACCCCAUCGGUACAGCUUUAGUGUGGAAUUACGUGAGGGAAAAUUGGCCGUACUUGGUAAAGAGGUUCACUCUAAAUGAUCGUUUCUUGGGACGUUUAAUUCCGGAAAUCACGAAAACGUUUACUACCAAAAUUAAGCUUGAUGAGAUGGAGUCUUUCUUUGCGAUUUACCCUAACGCGGGUGCUGGGACUGCAGCACGGGAACAGGCUCUUGCUACUGUCAACAACAAUAUAAAGUGGAUCUCUAAAAAUCGAGAUGACGUUGUCAAAUGGAUGAGACAACAAAAUUCCGCCAGCCAUGAGAGUUAAUUUGUUGUAAAAAAUAGUUUAAUAAAUUUUUCAGUUUUGUAAA
This is a messenger RNA of Photinus pyralis (common eastern firefly), 3135 nucleotides long. Its product is annotated as glutamyl aminopeptidase-like. Gene Ontology annotation, molecular function: peptide binding; metalloaminopeptidase activity; zinc ion binding. Gene Ontology annotation, cellular component: cytoplasm. Bases 231 to 3092 code for a protein of 953 amino acids. The record is from RefSeq and is a predicted model, not a curated record. NCBI's taxonomy places the organism in Eukaryota, Metazoa, Arthropoda, Insecta, Coleoptera, Lampyridae. The transcript has 15 exons. Gene Ontology annotation, biological process: proteolysis; peptide catabolic process.